Messenger RNA from Linum trigynum, 7128 nucleotides. The record is from the annotation of a GenBank genome assembly. Lineage: Eukaryota; Viridiplantae; Streptophyta; Magnoliopsida; Malpighiales; Linaceae.
GAGCCUUGGGUUUCAUGGAUAUUGAUUUUUUGAUGUUGUUGCAUCAACUAAAGUCUGUGUAUCAUGGGUUUCCAUCUGCGCCCUUGUGUGAUUCGAAUGAAUACAUCAGCAUGGAUACUUCUUCCUUGUAUGAUUCUUCUGCAUUGAGGUGCAUUAUGACUCUUCGUGUUGUCCAUUUUAAUUUUGACUCAACUACCUGGGUAUUCUGGCUUGGAAACUUGUUGUUUUGCAAAUUUUUCUACAUUGAGGCUCCUUGGAUCUUUAUACCGAUACUUGUUAAACUCAAGGAUAGGGGAUUCAGCUGAAUUUGAUAACUUGACAGUCAGAUUCCUUCCAGAUAAAAGUAUGAACGAACACAGAUGCAUCUAUGAGGUACCACUCAGGCUACAAGUGGACUCUAAUUAUUGUUUUCAUUUAGAGUAGUAAACUGGUGGAAUUGAGGUGAUGAAGUAAGUUUAUGAUAAAUGAAGUAAACUGCACAUCUAAACUGCUAGUCUUGCUAUAUGGGCAGCUAGAGAUUGACAUUCAAAUUUCAAGGAGUAAGUGAGUGAGUUGUCUGUUGUCAUUAGUCAUUUUGUCGUUAGAGUUGAAAUUAACUAAGUAUGUCUCAUAUUGAACACAUGAAUCAUGCUUAUUACUUAAUCUUAAUAUACACAUGCAAUUUGCAUUUUGCACCUCAAUAUUUAUGCUCCUAAUGUAUUGUAGUUUGACAGCUUAUCAGAGAACCCGUUUAAAAUUUAGAGAAUGGUGGUCAACAUGGUCUUGAGAUAACCAUCACGAAACAAAAAUUUCUGCUAUUGGUUAUGGAAAAAGGGUCUUCCUUGACAAAAUAGGUGAGUGGUGAACAUUUUCUCAUUUUCUUUUUGCCCCAAAAAGUUCUCUCUCUGGGCAAAAUUGUUUGUCCAUAGACUAUGAUCUAUUGACCUCUCUGUUUGAAAGCUCUUUCAAUUGAAGAGCUACCAUGAAAAUUUGGGAAAGGAAAGGAGGAAUAUAAUGUUUUAAGGAAUUAAUCUGUUACGCACCAAUAUAAUGAUUUGGGUUGAUAAAUGAUGAAACUUGCUAUAGAAUUUCUAAAUCAAAGUUUGCGUAAUAUUAAAUUUUCGCAAUUAAGAGAGCUCUGUCAUAUUGACAGAUUUACUAAUAUACUGAAUUGUCUCUACUGCUUUAUUUAUAACUUAACCUAGUACUAUUCCGCAAGCCAGAAGGAAACAAAGUAAAAAUGGGAAAUCGUACCAUUUUGGUACCUUCGUUGCUCCCCCAUCCCAAGCACGUUUCCUUUCCUUUUCUGCAGGUCCUUAGAAUAAACAACACGAAUAGCAUGACCCUCCCAAUUGCAUUUCUUUGACAUACAAGAAUUGUUUUUUUCUUAAUGAAACAUUUAAUUGUUAAAAUAUAUGUGAACUAAAGAGCAUCCUCCUCCAAUUUUGUCUCUUAAUUCAAAGUGGCAAAAAGAGAGAGCCUCUUUUCUUGUUUCUGUAUGUGUGUGUAUAUAUAUAUAUAUUUCUCACUAUAAAAAACUUGGUUCCAUCAUACAAAACUCUUCAUGCACAAACACACGCACCAACUUCUCUUCUCCUGUUCUUUUUCCCCCCUCUUUCUUUAUGCCUUCGCCUUUUAAACUAACAAACCAAACCUGCUUUCAUUAUAUGCUCACAAUCUUUAUAGAGACAGUUAGCUUACUAGCUUUUUCCUCAUUUUUAUCUUAAGCCCCCUUUUCUUUACAUCUUGUUUUUAGAUAGUUUUUAGCUCAAGUUCUAAUCCAACCAUUUCUUUAACUACAAAACUGAGUUUUAGUAUUGUUUCUUUUUUGUUCCUAAAUCUAUUACCUACAUAAUUCUAUAAUGGGUUCUUUCUUCCUCUAUUCUCCUCCUCCUCCUCCUCCUCAUUCACUUCUUGUUCGAACAAAUAAAGAUGUGAAGAUAUCUUCCGGUGGUCAUCGUUGGCCUAGGAGGAAGAAAGGUUGCACUACUAGUAGUGUUGUGUUCUGUCAAGGCGGAGGAGGAAAGGCAAUCAGGUCUGGUGUUGGUUCAGUUUUUGGUGGGAGAACAUCAGCUUUGGUUACUCCUACUACUGCUACUGAUCAGGAACAACAAAUCUCACCAGCAACUGUUAUGGAUGCUAGCAGCUUGGUUUUGGCUGUGAAUGGACAACCAGAGAUUGUCGUGAAAGAUUUAGUGCCUUAUAGUGGACCAACAAGUUCUAGUCUUGUGGAAACUCAUGAUGGUAUUGGGAUUGUGAGGUUUCUGAGAGGGAAAGGAUUCUUCAUUACUGGCGCAACCGGGUUUCUGGCCAAAGUCCUGAUUGAAAAGAUAAUUAGGACAAUGCCCGAUGUGGGGAAGAUAUAUUUGUUGAUUAAAGCCAAAGACAAGGAUGCAGCAAUGGCGAGAUUGAAAACUGAAAUACUAAAUGCAGAACUGUUCAAGACUCUCCGACAAACCUAUGGAAAAUCAUUUCAGACUUUCAUGUUGAGCAAACUAGUCCCAGUCGUUGGUGAUGUCUGCAAAUCUAAUCUCGGUUUGGAACAAGAAUUAGCAGAUUUGAUUGCUGAUGAUGUCGAUGUUAUUGUGAAUUCAGCAGCAAAUACCACUUUUGAUGAAAGAUAUGAUGUGGCAAUUGACAUCAACACAAGGGGACCUUCCAACCUCAUGAGUUUCGCCAAGAAGUGCCAAAAACUCAAGCUCUUCUUGCAGGUAUCAACAGCAUAUGUUAAUGGACAAAGACAAGGAAAAAUCAUGGAGAGAGCAUUCGGCAUGGGGGAUUGCAUAGCUAGGGAGAACAACAAUAGUCUUGUCUGUGAAGCUGCAUCACGAUUCACAUUGGACAUUCAAGAUGAAGUUAAGAUGGUCAUGAACUCCAAGGAAGCAUUUCACCCAAAUGAAGUUGCGAUCAAGAUGAGAGAACUUGGAUUGGAAAGGGCAAGGAAAUUAGGUUGGCAAGAUACUUAUGUGUUCACAAAGGCCAUGGGAGAAAUGGUGAUUGACAAUAUGAGAGGCGAGAUUCCAGUCGUCAUUCUCAGGCCAAGUGUAAUUGAGAGCACCUAUAAGGAGCCAUUCCCUGGUUGGAUGGAAGGCAACAGGAUGAUGGAUCCAAUAGUUUUGUACUAUGGGAAAGGGCAGCUCACAGGAUUCCUAGUAGACCCAAAUGGAGUUCUUGACGUGGUGCCAGCAGAUAUGGUGGUGAAUGCAACAUUGGCAGCAAUAGCCAGGCAUGGAAUGGAGCAGAAACCAGAGAUAAAUGUCUACCAAAUCGCCUCAUCAGUAGUGAACCCACUUAUCUUCAAGGACCUGGCCAAACUACUCUACGAACACUACAACUCGUCUCCCUAUGUGGACUCUAACGGCAGGCCAAUCACCGUUCCAUUGAUGAAACUCUUCAGCUCCAUGGACGACUUCUCCGAACACCUAUGGAGGGACGUCAUUCAGCGAAAUGGGCUGACCGCAAUCACCUCAUCGGAUGGGAAGUUGUCCCAAAGGCACGAAUUCAUCUGCAGAAAGUCUGUGGAGCAAGCCAAGUACCUGGCCGACAUCUACGAGCCAUACACGUUCUAUGGUGGAAGAUUCGAUAACAGCAAUGGGGAGAGACUAAUGGAGCUGAUGUCUGAGAGUGAGAAGAGACGAUUCGGGUUUGAUGUCGGGAGCAUAGAUUGGAGAGACUACAUUACUAAUGUUCAUGUACCUGGGUUAAGGAGACAUGUCAUGAAGGGAAGAGGAACCAACAACAACUAAUAGCCAACAAGAGAAAGUAGAGGAAAUUAUAUGAUAAAUGUGUAGUAAUAAAGAUAUAAAAAAACAAGCCCUCUGCUUUAUUUUCUUUCUGUUCUUCCUGGUUUGUGUGUGUGUGUGUUUUUAUUUGAUCAGGAGAAAGGAAGAAAGAUGGAGAUUAUAUUUGUAAAUGGAGGGCACGAAAAGUUGUGACCCUUCAUCGUCCAUAUUAUUGUAUGCUGUACGUACCAAUUGAAGUUGAGUUUCUAUGGUCAACUGAAGCCUACUCUAUUUUUGUUAAUCGCUAAUUACCUCUCUCUAAACCAUUACUCCUCUAAUUUUAAAUUAAUGGACAUGAUGAGGUCGGAGUUAAUUUUGGAAACAAAAAAAAAGUGUUACAUGAGAUUAUAACUCUUUCUUAUGUGACUCUAUGAUAUGUUGUAAGACAUUGAAAAAUUUAACCAUGUAGAGAAAUUCUAAUUAGAUCGUAUUCAUUCUAGGUCCCUAAUCAAUCCUAUUACUCAAAACCAAAAGCUGCAACCUAGGUUAUACGGAAAUCCUAAAAUUGACACGUACAAGGAAAACAAAAUUGAAACAAAGGAAAAAAAUCCAAUAAAAAUAGGCAAACGAUAAAGGUGACAAUUCAGAUUGUGUUUGCACCUAGGUAUAAUACACUUAUAUGCCAUAUGAAUUGCUCAAUUAUGCGAUGCAAUUUCAACCUGUCGUUUGUCUAACGAUGGUUAGGUCUAACAUGCUACAAUGGCCUACAAAUUUCUCUCUUCAAUAGCCGGUGUAGCUCAAUUGAUUGGUGUUUGAUGGUGAUGAGAUGGCUAUUUCCAGUCUUAAUCAUAAAAUAUAUUGGAAGCUAUUAAAAUGUGACAAGAUAGCUUCGAUUACAUGAACAAUCGCAUUGAUAUGAAAACAAUCGCAUAACAUCAAUCAUUCCAAAGAGCAUAAACCAAUCCAUAAAACAAAUCCAACUAUCAUCCAUAGGGUUGUGCAUAUCUAAAUAGCCUAAAAGUUUAUCCAUCAAUGCAAACAAAAUAAUAAGAAAAUACAAGAGGAGAAGGCAUCACCAUGGUAACUCCUUGAUUCUUGAUAUUAUACUCCAUCUUGAUCUUUGAAUCCGACUCAAUGAUGCUGACAACCCUCAUUUUGCCUAUUGUAGCUUGUGUUUAGGGUUUCUGGAUGAAAAGUGGUUGCCUCCCCUUAAAAAACCUAAUUGGCAGCUUAAAUAGAGUUGUUGGCGGUGCCCGGAAAUGAUCAUUUGCACGACCGUGCUCCAAGAUUUGUUCAGCUCGUCAAUGAUUUAUUUCCUUGAAAAUUAACAUGGUCUUCUCUCCCCAUUCCAAACUUUGAAUCACCCCCCGUUUUGUCCAUGCGCUAAUCUCAUCUUAUUUCCGGCCAUGAUGAGCUUCCAUGAUGCAUUGGCCUGAAAAUAUUCAAUAAAUACAAAAAACGCAUCACAUGUGUAAAACAACCUUAGAGGCUAUCAAAUGCACAUUUGAGCGAAUAUCAGCAGAUCCAAGUAAAUGACCAAAGAUAUGAAUAAAUAAUGCAAAACAUGCCAUAAAAUGAGGUGAUAAAACAUUUAUUUUACGUGUUAUCAAAUUAACCCACACUUGAACUUUGCUAAUUCCCAAAACAAACCAUACUUAAAAUGGUACAUCUCACUAGACCUCUUUGAUGACACAUGACUUUCUAUCGUAGGUAGUAGAUAAAAAGCAGCUUACAAGGUCAACCCUCGCAUUUAGAGAACCGAACCACAUCAAUGAGGUACAUAUCUCAUAAAGACAAUCUGACCAAUCUCCUUAUAUCAUAAGCUCUUAACAUUUGGGAUGAAACUUUAUGUAGUUUUAUUUAUACAUUUAUGCACAUCUCUACCUUAAUUGAAAAGUAGAGUUUUAUGUUCUCUCUUUUAUACGUAGAAGGCCAAUUUUUGUAUUUUUGUAGAACAAGUGAGUUUACUUUGUUGUUUUUAUCAAGUAAGAGCAAUUUCUUCACCUUAGCACUUACAUAAGAGAUUUGUUUAACUCUCUUUCCUCGAUCCGUGUGGAAAGGCAAUACAAACGAGGGCUGUCGGAAGCUUUAUUCGUGCACACUAAUCACAAUUCUCAAAUGUCACUUCACUAUGAGAGGGAUUGUACUAGAUAAGCAACAUCGUACAAUCGUGAAGCGAUGGUAUGUUGAAUCAUUCUUAUUCCCUCUGUGCAAUGAGUGAUUGCUUCACAUGUGGCUUUACCUCAGCUUUAUUUGUAAUGACAACGUCUAUUAUAUUGCUUUGUUAGGUAGGAUUUUUGAAUCUAUAAAGAUACAAUUCGAGCCCUUUUAGCUUUUAAGAGUAAGAGACUCGUUGGAAGUGUUUAAGAAUUCACAAAAGAUAGUGAGAGGUAUUGUAUCUAGACAUAUCCAGUGUUCUUUAGUAUCAUGACGAGGACAUCUUUCAUAGCCACUACUAGUCUCUUUAGAUCACGUAUCAAUAUGGAGACUAGUAAUUCAAAGUAAGUUGAGCAUGAACAUGCACGGGAGAGUGUCGAGUGUAGUAAAAAUUUUCAAGCUUUUAGCACACAUCCAAAAUACCUAAAGUUCGUAAAUUUAUCAACAUAGUUAAGAUAUAAUAGCAUAAGAAUUCGUACUACCAAACCCCAACCCAUUCGUUAAAUUGGAAAGAUUCGUCAUUGGAUCAAACAAAGGAGUAAGGAAGGUAGACGGAGUUACCUCGAAUGUUGAUAAAUUUGAGAAAGAGUGUGAGUCAACAAAUAACUUUGUCGCAGAAAACAAAACAAAGAAACUAGAAAAAUCACAAAAGAAAAUGAUAAAUCAUAGAAAUCCGGACUCUCUCCCAAGAUCACUUUUAUAUUUUUGUUUAUAAGGUUAGACGUCAAACAUGGGAUGUCUCCCAUGGAGAGCUCUUUUAUACACCUUUGAUCUAGGCGCAAAUUGCAAACUCAAGAGCCUACCCAACUAAGUGCUUCUUUCAAAUCCAACGAUGACGGAGACAAGCACGAUAGUAGGUCCUACAUCCCUAUACCAUUCGCACGGUCUUAGGGCCACCAGAAUUUCCAUCUUGCAUACCUUGCCCCUUAUUCAUGGUAGUACUUGUGAGUUCCAUAGAGGUGGUGGCUCAAAUUAGAACUCGUAUUUCCCCAUCCAUUGAGUAGGUAAGAUGCUAAAGGCACUUGCUUAUCUAGAUAUGUGGCAAAUGGGUCCAUUGCAAGGAUCUGAGAAAGAUCUGGUGCGUCCCAAGCCUUGCAUUCCAUCUUCUGGUCUAUCAUAUGAGGAUCAAUAUCCUAGUUACACUACUAAUAAUGUCUUCUCCUACUUCCUUUAACCUAAAGUGUAAGCCAUUAGGAGGCUUCAUUAGGCGUCAAGGAAUAUGUGUAAGAGAUUCAUAAGGAUUCACCUCAAAUGAAAGGGAUCAUAGGCA